GCUUUACUAUCAUCCCAUAGGCUUGAGUUUCCUACUCCUGGUGACACAAGAUGGUAUUAUAGGGCUCAUGUCAUCAAUGUCUUGCAUUCUAACUAUGAGAAACUGAUAGACAUAUUUGAAAAUCUUACUGAUAAUCCAAUAGGUUGGGAUGAUGAAACGUUAAGUAAGGUUACUGGUUUACUUGGCUACCUUAAUGGCUUCUUGUUUUGUUUCUUGGUACAUGUUUUCCAGAGAAUUCUUGAGCAGUCAUCCAUACUUUAUUCUAUCUUGCAGACAAGGACACUGACUUUCAUUAUGGAAUGAGUAGGUUUGAGAGAUUCAAGGCCUUUGUUGCUUCUCUGAGAAAUGAUACAGAAUAUUGUCAGGUGUACGACCUGGCUGUUGAGAAAGUGGGACCACCAGUAACCAGGGUGUUUAAGAUGUGGAAAGGUGAAGUGCCCUCAGAAAAGAUAAAUCUUCUAAAGGAGGUUUAUGGUGAUAUGUUUGACAUACCAAUGCUAGUUAGCCAACUUUGUUUUAUUUACAGAGAUAAAGACUUUCACUGUGAUUCAUGCGAUGAAUUAUUGAAAUAUAUUUUUCAGUUGCAUUAUCAAUCUAGUAUUCCAGAAGUUGUAAAACUGUUAAAGAUAAAUGGGGUUUUGUCAAUUACAAGUGCUUCAGUUGAGAGGUCAUUUUCUUGUUUGAAGAGGGUAAAAAAUUAUCUUAGAAAUACUAUGAGCCAAGGACGUUUUAGUUCUCUUUGCAGGAUUUCCAUUCACAAAGAUAUACUGUCAGAGAAAGAAGACACCAACGCAUUGCAUGAUGAGGUAGUAAAGAAGUUCAUUGAAAAACCACGAAGACUUGCUUUCUUAUACAAAUAGUUAUUCAUAUAUGGCUGAUAGCAAGCUGAUGAUGUCUUACGU
Xenia sp. Carnegie-2017 is the source of this 902-nucleotide messenger RNA. RefSeq lists its product as uncharacterized. Lineage: Eukaryota; Metazoa; Cnidaria; Anthozoa; Malacalcyonacea; Xeniidae. Gene Ontology annotation, molecular function: protein dimerization activity. Bases 300 to 860 code for a protein of 186 amino acids. The record is from RefSeq and is a predicted model, not a curated record. The transcript has 2 exons.